UUCAGGACUUCGUCCGACAAAUGCGGCGCAGCCUUCGGUCUGCCUGGUCGUCCACAGCUCGCAACCCGCGGAUUUACAAUCAACAAUUCACACUUAAAUCGGCCCGGGGAAACCUUUCUCUGCCAUCGGUACGUCUUCUGAACAUGAGGUGGUUUGUGUCUCCGAAGAUGGUCUAGCUGACAUCUCUGAUCUGUGAAGCAGCAGCAGCCCGCCUGCACUGAGCCAAGAUGUCCAGCUCGGGCUACCCCCCCAGCCAGGGGAGCUUCAGCAGCGAGCAGAGCCGGUACCCGCCUCAUUCUGUCCAGUACACCUUCAGCGGGUCACGACACCAACAGGAUUUCACCGUCCCAGACUAUCGGACUCACAUGCAGGAUGCACAGGGACGAAGAAGACCCUCUUUACUGUCUGAAUUCCACCCUGGAACUGAAAGGCCUCCAGAGAGACGCCAUGGUUACGAGCAGCAGUUUCACUCCCUCUCAUCCCAGGCGGAGCAUGAGGCCAUGGAGAAUAAACGGCCUCGCAUGGAGACCAUCGCCGAGUCCCACAUCAGCCGCACUCCUCCCACGGCAGGGGGUUUAGUCCUGCCCAUGACCCACUCAGUACAAGACAGCCUGAGAUCCAGUGUGGACGUCAAAAAGGAGUCUCAUUUCUCUCUCAAAUUGGAGUCCCCAUCCCACGGUGGACACGCACUCCACUUAGGGGACGAGCAGGACACGUCUCCCUCCAAACUGUCCAAGGAGGAGCUGAUCCAGAGUAUGGACCGGGUGGACCGAGAGAUCGCCAAAGUGGAGCAGCAGAUCUUCAAGCUGAAGAAAAAGCAGCAACAACUGGAGGAGGAAGCAGCGAAGCCGGUGGAGCCAGAAAAGCCAGUGACCCCUCCCCCAGUGGAGCACAAGCACCGCAGCAUCGUCCAGAUCAUCUACGACGAGAACAGAAAAAAAGCUGAAGAGGCUCAUAAAAUCCUGGAAGGCCUCGGUCCUAAGGUGGAGCUGCCCCUCUACAACCAGCCGUCAGACACUAAGGUGUACCACGACAACAUCAAGACGAACCAAGUCAUGAGGAAGAAACUGAUUUUGUUUUUUAAGAGGAGGAAUCACGCUCGCAAACAAAGGGAACAGAAGAUCUGCCAGCGCUACGACCAGCUGAUGGAAGCGUGGGAGAAGAAGGUGGAGCGGAUGGAGAACAACCCCAGACGCAAAGCCAAGGAGAGCAGAACACGGGAGUACUAUGAAAGGCAAUUCCCUGAGAUCCGCAAGCAGAGGGAGCAGCAGGAGCGCUUCCAGAGGGUCGGACAACGAGGAACCGGUCUUUCUGCAACGAUUGCAAGAAGCGAGCAUGAGAUUUCAGAAAUCAUAGAUGGCCUUUCAGAGCAGGAGAACAACGAGAAACAGAUGAGGCAGCUGUCAGUGAUCCCUCCCAUGAUGUACGACUCGGAGCAGCGGAGAGUGAGGUUCAUCAACAUGAAUGGCCUGAUGGACGACCCGAUGAAGGUGUACAAAGCCCGGCAGUUCAUGAAUGUUUGGACCGAGCAUGAGAAGGAGAUCUUUAAGGAGAAGUUCGUACAACACCCCAAAAACUUUGGCCUGAUCGCCUCGUAUCUGGAGAGAAAGUGUGUCGCUGAUUGCGUCCUUUACUACUACUUGACCAAGAAGAACCACAACUACAAGACGCUGGUGAGAAGAAACUACGGGCGACGGAGAGGACGGAACCAGCAGAUCACACGGCCCUCACAAGAAGACAAGUCAGACGACAAAAACGAAGAGGACAAAUCUGAGAAGUCUGAGAAAAAAGAGGACGAGGAAAAGAAGGACGAGGAAGAGAAAGAUGAAAAGGAGGAUUCCAGGGACAUUGGCAAGGACAAAGACAAGUGUGACGCCGGGGAGGACGAGGACGGGAAGGAGCAAAACACGCCGCGUGGCAGGAAGACUGCCAACAGCCAGGGCCGCCGUAAGGGAAGGAUCACCACACGCUCCAUGGCCAAUGAAGCUGCGUCUGUGGCGGCCGAUGAAGCUCCUCCCGCUGCCCCUGAGCCUGCGCUGCCAGAUCCUCCACAGCUCCCCAAACAGGAUCCAGGACAGAAGGCCUUGAAGGAGCCUGUGAAACCACAGACUCCACUAGCUUCCAUGGAUGCUAACAAAGCUGGUGCUAGUGAAUCCGGAGAAACUUCUCGCUGGACCGAGGAGGAGAUGGAGGUUGCCAAAAAAGGGCUUGUCGAGCAUGGGCGAGACUGGACAGCCAUUGCCAAAAUGGUGGGCACCAAAAGCGUCGCACAGUGCAAGAACUUCUACUUCAACUACAAGCGACGUCACAACCUGGACAACCUGCUGCAGCAGCACAAGCAGGAUACACGGCGGGCUCGUGCUGAUAGAUCUCAAGGUGAAGGUCUCUCCACAGCGUCACCCGAUGAUGACGACGAUGACAACGCAGAUGACAGUGAAGGCGGGGACAACAGCUCCGACACAGAGAGUGCCCCCUCCCCCUCACAGGCCGACUCCUCAAAGUCUGGGGACUCCAAGAGGGCAGAUGGCGCUGCAGGAGACGCUCAUUGCUCGGACCAGGACAGAGGUCAGGCUAGCAACGGGAAGAGCCAGGAGCUGUCAUAUGGAGAUCUCCGUGUCAAGGAGGAGAAGAGUCCAGAAAGCGAGGCUGGGUCUCAGGAGGAGAAGACCCGGUUGGCUUCCUACGGAGGCUCGCUGCAUCCCAAGAUCGAACCUCAAGAUCUGGACAUGAAGAGCGGAGAGGUUCAGGUCAAGAUGGAGCCUGAGAUGAAGGAGAGAGGAGAAAAGGGAGACCAUGGAGAGAGGCAGAGGGAGCUCCACUCAGAUAAUGACUCCAGCGCCACCUGCAGUGCUGAUGAGGACGUGGAGGUCGAGCCUGAAAGGAGAAUAUUCUCCAUGGACAAGCCGACAUUGCUCAACCCUCCGGGCACGGUGCUGGUGUCCUCACCCAAACAAACCCAACUCAACAUCCAGCAGCUGCACCAGCGGGCAGCGAACAUCCCACCUAUGGUUCCUGGUCCUUUCGGCCCCGGCGGCGUGACCAUCAGCGGCUUUGCUAUGCUGCAACACCAGAUCAAAGAAGCGCAUGAGUCGGCUCACCAAGAGGAGAAGCAGAGGCAGGAUCAGGGAGACCUCGAGCGCAGACCCCCCUUCAACACCCGCAGCCCCACCAUAAUGGACCGUGAUGGUAAGCCUUUAUCCUACAUACCUUAUGACAUGAUGCUGGCUCUGGAGCAGGAGGCCCACUCCGGUCGGCCAGGCUCCCCCUACAGACUCUCCCCCAGGGAGCUGGGCAAGGCCUCACCCCAGCCUGACCCCCACGUGUCCCGCUACAGUGUGCCGCCAGUCCUCCACCCUGCCCCCAACCAGCUGGUCCAGGGCAUGCCAGACGGAGUCCGAGUGACGUUCAGCAGACCCAGCCGACCUCCCAACAUUCCCUCUCCUCCUCCGCUCAUUCCAACCACAAAGCCCACGGACAAGCCCUCCUUCAUCCAAGGCGGCUCCAUUUCACAGGGAACUCCUGGCACAUACCUGCCGUCCCACCCCGUCUACGGACCAGAGGGGACGAAGAGCAGCGUGGGUUCCAUCUCUCUGGGUCUGCCCCGGCAUCAGGAUCCCAACAAGCCUGCAGGUCCGUCCAUGCAGGAUGGAAGAGGAAACCCAAAGAUGGGCGAGGGUCUUGGUGUCAGAGGAUUAAUCACUCAGGGCACGCCAGCGCUGUCCCAGUCCAGCAUUGCUGCUGACCUCCUGAAGGGCACGAUCACAAAGCUCGCCACAGAGGACCUGAGCAGCCCCGACAAGGCCAGGGCAGAACAUCUGGCUAAAGGUCAUGUGAUCUACGAAGGCAAGAUUGGUCACAUCGUCUCCUAUGAUGCCAUCAAGAACCCGAGAGAAAACACGCGCAGCCCCAGGACCGGCCAUGAGCUGAAACGCACGUACGACAUGAUGGAGGGGCCGAUGGGCAGGGGUCACCCAGGCAGGGAAGGAGCUCCAUUCGAGGGGUUGAUCAGCAGAGCCUUGCCCAGAGACGGUCUGCAUGGAGACUCGAAGGAAAGACCGCUGAUCACUGGAUCCAUCAUGCAAGGAACGCCGAGAACCGCUGCAGAGUCCUAUGAAGACGCCAUGAAAUACGGGAAACAAAUCAAGCGAGAGAGCCCGCCGAUCCGCUCUUUCGAAGGGGGGAUUGGCAAGGGCAAGCCUUAUGAAGGAGUCAACACUAUCAAAGAGAUGGGACGCUCCAUUCAUGAAAUCCCCCGGCAAGAUCAGUCCGGCCAGGACAUGUGCAAGACCCCAGACAUGUCGGACAGGAGGGUCAUGGAGGGCCAGAUGUCUCAGAUUCACUCUCUCAACCAGCCCACCAUCAAGCACAACGUCAAGUCCCUGAUCACCAGUCCCAGUAAGCUCCCCCACAGCAUGCCCCAGCUGGAAGCCAUGGAGCGAGCCAAGUACGAGGAGAGCAAAGGAGUGCGCCACACCUCUGUGGUCAACUCCACCUCUGUCCUGCGCUCCACACACCAGGAGGCCAGCAAAUCCCAGCUCAGCCCGGGCAUGUAUGAAGACCCCAACGCUCGCAGGACCCCCGUGAACUACAGCACCAACCCUGUGUCCAGAGGAUCCCCGAUGCUGGGGCGCGCUCAAGACGGUGCCAUGAGCUCUAAAUCGGCUGCACACGAGAGAAAGAGUGCCAUGACUCCGACACAGAGGGACAAUAUCCCCGCCAAGUCCCCCGUGUCUGGCGGUGACCCUGUGGCCUCUCACAGCCCCUUCGAUCCCCACCACCGGCCCGUUGGUCCUGGGGAAGUGUUCCGAGCUCACCUGCCUCCACAUCUGGACCCGACCCUGGCCUUCCACAGAGUGCUGGAUCCCGCAGCCUUCAUGUUUCCCAGACAGCCGUCCCCGACCGGCUACCACAACACGUACCAGCUGUACACCAUGGAGAACACGCGGCAGACCAUCCUCAACGAUUAUAUCACUUCCCAGCAGAUGCAAGUCAUCCCUCGGCCUGACAUGGCCCGAGGCUUGUCUCCACGGGAACAGCAAGUCGCUAUCCCUUACCCAGCCGGAGCUCGAGGGAUUAUUGAUCUAGCCCAGAUGCCUCCAACUAUCCUGUUGCCUCACCCUGGGGGAACAGGUACUCCCACUUUGGAACGCAUCGCCUACCUCCCCGGAGCUCAGCCCCCUUUCCCUCCUAGGGCUUUCAACCCAGCCUCCAUAUCGCCAGGUCACCAAGCCCACCUCGCUGCUGCUGCUGCCGCCAGUGCCGAGAGGGAACGGGAGAGAGAGAGGGAGCGAGACCGCGAGCAGCAGGAGAAAGAGCGAGAGAAGGAGAGGGAGCACAGGGAGAGGGAACGCGAGCGAGAACGCGAGAGGGAAAGGGAGAUGCGGGAACGAGAGAGAGAGAGAGAGCGGGACCGGGAGCGAGCCAAUGAAUACAUCCGUGGAGGUGGACCCGAGCAGCCUGGUCGGCCUGGGAGUCGUGGUUAUCUCCACUCGCCCUCUCCCUCGCUCAGGACACAGGAAGUGGUGGUUCAGCAGCGGCCGAGCAUCUUCCAGGGCAAAAGUGUCAUCACAGCUCUAAUGCCUCACACAGCGGAGCCCGCGUCGGUGUCCCAGAGUAACUCUCGAUACAGCACUGCAGCUGACGCUCUGGCCGCUCUGGUGGACGCCGCAGCCUCCGCCCCGCAGAUGGACGUCGCCAAGGUGAAGGAGAACAAGCAUGAUCGGGAUGAGGAAAUGUCGUCCUCUGCCGCCGCUCGGCGAGCUCUCGCUGAACAGCAACAGCAGGAGGCGGAGAGGCGCUCCAUGCAGUCACCGUAUGGCACCAUGUCUCUGCCGGGAGGUAAACCCCAUUCCACUUACUCUGAGGGCGCUCGAGGCAACGAUAAGGACAAGGGACCUCAAACCUCCAAAUCCCGCAUCGAGGAGGAGCUGCGGACUCGUGGAAAGACGACGAUCACGGCUGCGAAUUUCAUCGACGUCAUCAUCACGCGGCAGAUCGCCUCAGACAAAGACUCCCGAGAGCGAGGCUCUCAGAGCUCCGACUCGUCCAGCAGCUUGUCAUCCAGUCGAUACGACAACACUGGAGGCGGAGCCAUCGAGGUCAUCAGCCCCGCUAGCUCUCCCGUCCAAUCCCACCAGGACAAACCAGACGAAGGACAACCACAGGCCGCAGCUCCAAAACAACAACACUCUGUCCCUGUUCAACCCACACCAGCUGCCAUGCGGGGCUAUGACAUGAGUCGAUACCGGCCACAAGGGGAGCCACCGCAGCCGAGUCCCCAUCAGCCCCCCACCUCCCAGGCUGACAGCUACUCCCAGGUCCCAAAGACUCACCGGGUCAUGACCUUGGCAGACCACAUCUCGCAUAUCAUAACCCAGGACUUUGCCCGCAAUCAGGACCCUCCUCCGGGCUCCUCCUCAGCUUCAUCCACAUUCCAGAGCGUCGGGCAAAGCCGAGCUAAGGGACCCAGCCGGUACAGUCCGGAGAAUCAGGUCCAGGCCUCACACCACCAGAGACCCUCCAGCAGAGUUUCACCAGAAAGCGCCUCGGAAAAGCCUCGAGCCAGGCCUGGCAAAUCUCCAGAGCGAGGCAGCAGGCAGAUGGAAAACUAUGAACCCAUCUCUCCUCCACAGAACUACCAAGGCAUGGACAAACCGGAGGCUCCUCAACCCCAGAGGAGAGAGGCCGACAACUCUGAGAUCAGGAACGACUCUCGUUCCCCGGGCAGCGUGAGCUACCUGCCUUCCUUCUUCACCAAGCUGGAGAACACGUCGCCCAUGGUGCAAUCCAAGAAGCAGGAGAUCUUUCGUAAGUUGAACUCCAACUCUGGUGUCGGUGAUUCUGAUGUUGGAAACGCUCAACCAGGUACAGAGAUCUUCAACCUGCCCGCUGUGACCAGCUCCGGUAACAUCAACCCCAGGAAUCACUCCUUCAGUGACCCAGCCAGUAACCUGGGCCUGGAGGACAUCAUCCGCAAAGCCUUGAUGGGAAACCUGGAGGAGAGACCGGAGGAGCAUCAGGGAGGGGGAGGGGCCGUCAACAACGCAUCGGGCUCGGGCAGUGAUGCUCGCCAGGAGGCCAACCCGUCACCAAGUAUGGGGAAGCAGAAGCAGGUCAAAGCCAGCAGCCGGAAGUCCAAGUCCCCCAACCUGGGUCAGGCCUACGCUGGAGGGGAGCGCCCCUCCUCGGUGUCCUCCGUCCACUCAGAGGGAGAUUAUCACAGACAAGCCCAGGCUCAACCUCAGUGGAGCUGGGACGACCGACCCUCCUCCACAGGAUCCAUGCAGUUUCCCUACAACCCGCUGACCAUGCGCAUGCUGAGCAGCACGCCGCCCACCUCAAUCGCCUCCCCGACCAUACAGAGCCAGCAGCAGCAGCAGCAGCAGCAGCAGCAGCAGCAGCAGCACCCGCAGGCGCCUCCAGCUGGAGCCCCGGUGGCUCAGCAGCGCGUGUGGCAGUCCCUGCUGUCGGAGCAAUACGAGACCCUGUCUGACAGCGACGACUGAGCUCCGAGAAGCAGAGGAGAGGUCCGCGCUGAGGCUUGUCUAUUCUCCCCCCUCCGUCUCCUAGAACUGACCUCGCUCACUGGCGAGUGCAACGAGAAGACAGGGUGAUGUCCUCUUUAUUUUUGGUGCUAUGGCGCCCCCUGGCUGUUAGCUGAGAGUACAAGCAGCAGCCCGUGACAGGCAGGGCUCUCCGGAACAGGACUUGCUUUUGGAAGCACUCACCCGGGCCUGUCGAGAGAGGGGGGGUAAACGAAACUGGACAUAGUGGACGACACGAGCUAAAGAUGAAGAACUUAAUGUGUAAAAAGAAACAACAUAAGAGACUAUUUCUGACAUUUCUUUUUUCUGUUUGAUUUCUGUAAAGAUUCCCCUCGUCUUUAAGAGAAUCCUUGUUUGUAAAUAGAGUAACCUUUUGCAGUGUUUUUUCUUAACUUGAUUCUUUCUUAUUUUAAUGUCGCUUUUAAAUGGAUCCACUUUAAACGGGGAGAGUCGGGGUGUCAUCUUUAAGUUCACAGUCGCUCUCUCCCGGUCCCCCCCGACCACCCCACGUCACCUGACACCCGACUCUGAUGUUUUUAAGACACAGCGACGCAAAGAGAGACCGGGUCUUUGGUCUGGACUUGUACCAGGAGACCGUGCCGCCAUGCACGAAGCACCACCAGAGCCUGACCACCGUCGACACCUGAGGAUGAAACACAAACACAGACUAACAUUUCACACUGCGUGGAUAUUUGAUGCCCGUCUUCACCGCACGGUGGAGGUGAUGCAUGGAUUGUAAGGCGCGCCCCCCCCCCCCCCUCCCCCUCCCCCUCCCCUCCCCCGUACCAGACAGAGAAAUGUCAUGGAGACAAGUUGAGAACACUGGUGUCAUAGCAGGAAGGUGAGACGUCUGAUAUAAGCUUCAUUUUGUGGCUGGAAGAAGAAAUCCUCCUGGAGCCCGUCUGAAUGAUGACAGUGAGCCGAUGUUUGUUUUUGUUUUCAUUAGAGCCAUGGUGUGUCACAUGUAGCUAUCUCUCUCUGCAGUUUCCCACCUGUCCACAACGAGCCGCUCCGUCGUCGUCGUCAACGUUGACGCCACGGUCGUUCAGAAAAGCGUCAGGUUUUUCCACCAUGCCUUGUGACUUGAGAAAGAAGGCAGCUUGAACUCAUUUUUCUCAGAGAUAUUCGUUGGUGUUUGAUGUUGUAUUCGUUAUGUAGUCCCUCUUUUUCUUUUUAUACUGUCCUGACAAAAAUCUGAACUCUGUAAAAAAAAAAAAAAAGUCUUUCCAUUACACGAGAAGACGACAAACUAACCAAACGUAAAGAGCGCUCUGCACCAUUGUUGCACUUUGUUUUUGCUUUGAAUCCUUCUUCUACCUGCUGUGUAACUUAUUCAACCUCCGGCACAGGAGCCAGCCCAGACGGGCUUUACGUUUCUUGCCAGCGCUCACAGGAGGCCUCCGCUCUCUUGUAGCUGGUCCAUGAUUGAACCCGUGUGACGCUUGCUUCAGUUACAGCUUUGAGUGUGUGUUACCGUUAGAUGUUCAUGGUGCAUCAAAUCCAUGACGACUUGAUCUUUGCGUUCCUCGUGUCAAUCAGCCGGCGUUAAAGCUUUGAAAUUGAAUUCUAUACAGCGUCAUAUACGGCAGUAACGUUCCUCUGCUGGUUUAUCUUUUAGAAAUGUAAAAACAACAUGUAACGGCUUCUUCUUCAGCGUUCACUCUGCUCAAACUCCACGUCUCCUCUCUUGUUUUCCGUUUGCUUUCCGAUCAUUCGUCGCAGCACACGUUCAGAUUUUCACUUCAUGUCGUUUUUUUUUUUGUUUGUUUCUUUGUUUUUCUCAACAUCUGUGUUUAUUCUUCUUCCCGUUCGAACGGGGAAGUUUUGUGUUUACAAAAGCAACGACAAAAAAAAGAAAGGAAAAAAAAAAGUUUACAAACUUGAAUCUUAAAGAAAUCCGACAUGAAGCCGCCGAGAAAGAAUCGGAGCGUCUCAGCUCGCUCUCAAACAAACACAGUGAUGACUUUUAUUUUGUUUUUGUCUUUUUGAAAUUGAGACUUGAAACCCCCCCACCCCCUCCAACAUGUAUCCUAUGAUGUUGAAAUGCAAUGUUUGUAUCGCACAAUGUCUUUUAGUAGGCUAUUACAAGAGUUCAGACCAAUCAAAUAAAGUGGAUCAGUUCUCCACCA
This is a messenger RNA of Labrus mixtus (cuckoo wrasse), 9673 nucleotides long. It is a transcript of the gene ncor1, whose product is annotated as nuclear receptor corepressor 1. The transcript is spliced from 46 exons. Bases 228 to 7505 code for a protein of 2425 amino acids. The record is from RefSeq and is a predicted model, not a curated record. Gene Ontology annotation, molecular function: transcription corepressor activity; nuclear thyroid hormone receptor binding. NCBI's taxonomy places the organism in Eukaryota, Metazoa, Chordata, Actinopteri, Labriformes, Labridae. Gene Ontology annotation, biological process: negative regulation of transcription by RNA polymerase II.